AACAGAUAGCCGCACGGCAAGAUGGCGCUGCUCAUGGAGACCAGACUGCUGCUGAGAAAAGUUAAAGAUUUAAGAUGUCUAACGCAAAAACGUCACCGAGUGAAGGAAAAAUGGGCUGCCACACGGAUCAAGCACCCUGCCACCGGCCUGGCCCUGCAGAACUUCGAUUCCACCUACAGCGUCCAGCUGGGGCCGCUGUGGCUGUCCGUCCGAGCCGCCCUGCUGUCAGAGAGGAAAUACGGCGCCUUGCUCAAUAACUACGGCCAUGAUGAUGUUCAGGCAGAGCUCCAAGCCAAGGGAUGCAAAGAUUUCCCCAGUGACAUAGAAACAGAAGCUCAGCCAUGCUUGGAGCAAGAACCAGAAGUGGCCGGUGAGGAGGAAUCCAGUCGUGUUUCUGUGAAUAAAUCUGACCUUGAUGCUCAGCAGCUUCCUGCUCUGCAGCUCAGCCCCAACAUCAAGUGCUUAGUGUUUCCAAGAGGGGACAUCACACGAUUCAAGCCUGCUAGACCAGACAUGUUUGGGUGUUUGGGUUACUACCUGAUGGACGCAGCGUCUGUGCUGCCUUGUCUUGCACUGAACGUCCAGGAAGGUCACAAUGUGCUUGACCUCUGUGCUGCUCCAGGAGGAAAGACCCUGGCUUUACUUCAGACCAAGUCUAUAGGUUUUUUCGGCGUAAAUGACGCCUCCGUUUCUAGGACAACGAGACUGAGAAAAGUCCUUCACAGCUACGUUCCCAAGCCGCUUUUGUCAGACGAGAAACUACGCAUCACCACCUUUGAUGGGACCAAGUGGGGGGAGUUCGAAAAGAACACUUUUGACAGAGUCCUUGUUGAUGUCCCUUGCACCACAGACAGACAUUCACUCAUGGAGGACGACAACAAUAUAUUCAGUAAGAACCGGACGGGGGAGAGACGCAGGCUGCCGCAGCUACAGCUGGAUCUGCUGCUGGCGGGGAUUGAAGCAGCUUGUCCAGGAGGGGAGAUCCUCUACUCCACCUGCACACUUUCUCAAAUCCAGAACCUGAGUGUGGUGGAGCAGGCCAUCCACACGGCUCGAGAAGACCACGGCAUCCAGCUCCAGGUUGUUGAUCUGCGACCCCUGACACACAUGUUUAGGAAAACCUUUGACUUUGCCCCCGACCUCCCCCUGGGUGAGAUGGUGGUCCCGCAUUUAGCCGCUAACUUUGGCCCGAUCUACAUGUGCAAGCUGAGGAGGCUCACAUAGACUCUGGACUGAUGAGUUGCUUUGCACCAAAUCUUUGUGGACAUUUGAAUGAUUUGUUGAUGCUUUAUGGACUAAGCAGAGGAUCCCCCUGUGGACUGUGGAAGCACUGGACUACGGUUGGUCAAAUGUGACGGGACACACAAAGAAUCCGGGUGAAGGACCUCGACUGAGAGAUUAUUAUUGUGGACGGCAUGGAACUGCAGAAUUGUAUGGAGACACCAGUUACAUUCAUACAUUUUGUUUGCUUUGAACAUUCUUUUUAUUUAUUUUGAAGAAUAAGAAAAUAACCACACUUACCACGUUACCCAGUAGCAUAUGCAUUGAAUUAGCAUAAUUGAUCCAGAAAACCACACAUCCGGCCUCAAGAGCACAAACAUUUGUAACUAUUUUCCACAUGGACAAAACAAUCCCUCAGCCCAGUCAAUUAUGCCAGACUGCUUUUAUUCCCCAAAAUAUUUCUAAAAUGUUCUUACUUAAAGGUGAGUUUUCCGACUGAAACGGUAAUGUAUAAAAUAUAGGUAACGAUAUCAGAGACUUCCACUAUUGAGGAUAAUGAGAUUCAUCUGCAACAUUAUAAGAAAUUGAACAUUUCUUUGCAUACAUGCAUGAAAAUGGACUCUAGUUGUUUCAAUGUCACUAAACCUAUUAUCUUUACAUCAUGUCCUCUAGAAUAAAUGCAUUUUUUUUUAA
This is a messenger RNA of Trematomus bernacchii (emerald rockcod), 1914 nucleotides long. RefSeq names its product NOP2/Sun RNA methyltransferase 4 (gene nsun4). The record is from RefSeq and is a predicted model, not a curated record. Gene Ontology annotation, biological process: rRNA methylation. Gene Ontology annotation, molecular function: methyltransferase activity. NCBI's taxonomy places the organism in Eukaryota, Metazoa, Chordata, Actinopteri, Perciformes, Nototheniidae. Gene Ontology annotation, cellular component: mitochondrial large ribosomal subunit. The coding region runs from base 22 to 1224 and encodes 400 amino acids. The transcript is spliced from 8 exons.